Messenger RNA from Staurois parvus, 1626 nucleotides. The record is from the annotation of a GenBank genome assembly. NCBI's taxonomy places the organism in Eukaryota, Metazoa, Chordata, Amphibia, Anura, Ranidae.
AUGCCGGAUAACUCCCUGCCUAAAGUCAUGGCAGCGGCGCCCGGGGGAGGAAAUGGAGCCAGCAAGAAGAGGGGAGCCUACCAGGACCGGGAUAAGCCGGCCCAGAUCCGCUUCAGCAACAUCUCCGCCGGCAAAGCUGUUGCUGAUGCUGUCAGAACCAGUCUUGGACCAAAGGGCAUGGAUAAAAUGAUCCAGGAUGGUAAAGGCGAUGUAACAAUUACAAAUGAUGGCGCAACCAUUUUGAAACAAAUGCAAGUUUUGCACCCAGCAGCAAAAAUGUUAGUUGAGUUGUCCAAGGCCCAAGAUAUAGAAGCUGGAGAUGGCACAACAUCUGUUGUAGUCAUUGCUGGAUCUCUUCUGGAUGCUUGUGCUAAGUUGCUACAAAAAGGAAUCCACCCCACUACUAUUUCUGAGUCAUUCCAGUUGGCUGCAGAGAAAGGAGUUGAAAUUUUGAGCAGCAUGGCUCAGCCGGUGGAGUUAAGUGAUCGUGAAACUCUAUUAAACAGUGCCACAACAUCGCUCAACUCGAAAGUGGUUUCUCAGUACUCCAGCUUGCUUGCCCCGAUGAGUGUGGAUGCUGUGAUGAAGGUGAUCGACCCAUUGACCGCAAAUAGCGUUGAUCUUCGGGACAUUAAAAUUGUCAAGAAACUUGGAGGAACCAUUGAUGACUGUGAACUGGUUGAAGGACUUGUUUUAACACAGAAGGUGGCAAACACUGGAGUAACACGUGUAGAGAAAGCAAAGAUCGGCCUGAUCCAGUUUUGUUUGUCUGCUCCAAAAACAGAUAUGGACAAUCAAAUCGUGGUGUCAGACUAUGCACAGAUGGACAGAGUGUUACGUGAGGAGAGAAACUACAUCCUCAAUCUUGUGAAACAAAUAAAGAAAGCUGGAUGCAAUCUUCUUCUUAUACAAAAGUCUAUUUUAAGGGAUGCCCUUAGUGAUCUUGCCUUACACUUCCUAAAUAAAAUGAAGAUCAUGGUGGUUAAGGACAUUGAGAGAGAAGACAUUGAAUUUGUAUGCAAGACAGUUGGAACUAAGCCAAUUGCACACAUUGACCAGUUUACUCCAGACAUGUUGGCAUCAGCUGAACUGGCUGAAGAAGUUAGUCUUAAUGGGAGUGGAAAACUAGUAAAGAUAACUGGUUGUGCCAAUCCUGGAAAAACGGUUACAAUUGUUGUUCGCGGAUCCAACAAACUGGUUAUUGAAGAAGCUGAACGCUCGAUUCAUGAUGCACUUUGUGUUAUCCGCUGCUUAGUUAAAAAGAGAGCUCUGAUUGCAGGAGGAGGUGCUCCAGAGAUUGAAUUAUCCCUUCAUCUAAAUGAAUAUGCUCGAACCCUCAGUGGCAUGGAGUCUUACUGUAUCCGAGCCUUUGCAGAUUCUUUGGAGGUUAUUCCAUCCACACUUGCAGAAAAUGCAGGUCUUAACCCAAUAUCAACUGUGACAGAGCUGAGGAACAGACAUGCGCAGGGAGAGAAGACAGCUGGCAUCAAUGUGCGGAAGGGAGGAAUAUCAAACAUUUUGGAAGAGUUGGUUGUUCAACCACUGUUGGUGUCUAUCAGUUCAUUGACUCUGGCUACAGAAACUGUUCGUUGUAUCCUGAAGAUUGAUGAUGUGGUCAGUAUUUAA